GAAAUGGAUUGGAAUCUCUUCUCAUUCCACCACUGUAACUCGACCUUCACCGUCGGCCUGACCCCGCUCUACCUGACCAUGCCCCUGUCACCCUCACAUCCACUUCUUAACAGGAUCCCACGGCCUCGGCGAGAGACUCCGGACCAUGUGAUUGAUCAGCUGAAGGAGGCCGUUUCGGCCGACGACAUGGAUACCUUCCGAGAAGUGCUUUCGGUGCAAACCCGCAUCUCCGAGCUGGUCGAUGUCAUGAGCGAAGCGUUGGUCUGCGACCACGCCGGCGCCGCUUACCAGCUGCUGCGCCGCGGCAUGGCCCCGAACCGUGUUUUUGCCAGGAAAGCCAUCGCCGCCCGCGCCAAGAAGUGCCUCGCCGUCUUCUUUGACUUUGGCUGGGAUGUUAACGAGCCCGUUAACGCCACGGAGACUUCGGUGUUUGCCUAUGCAUUCGCCGACAGAGACAUGGCCCUCUGGCUUCUCGAGCGCGGCGCCGACCUGAACGUGCGUCCCGUGAUCGACAUCACCCCCUUGUCCCACGCCGUGAAGUAUGCUACUCCCGACCUUCUCCGCGAGCUGCUGGACCGUGGCGGCGACGUGCAAAAGGGCGAGGUGUUGCAGCACGCGCUGAACCGAUCGACCGAUGUCGUGACGGUCCUGGGCAUGCUGCUAGACAAGGGCGCGCCGCUAAACGCCGUCAUGUAUGCGAACCACCCCGGCUCCUGGAGGAUGUACUUCUUCCUCGAACGGGGCACACCGCUGCACAAAGCAGCCACGAUCGGCAAUGCCGAGGCGGUGCGGUUCUUGCUGGACCGGGGCGCGGAUCCCAGCAUUCCAAAUUCCAAGGGCCGGAAGGCCCUCGAGUGUGCCGAGCGGGCGGGACACAAGGAGAUUGUCGAGAUGUUGGCCAAUGAAAGAGUUGGACAUUCAAAGCGGUUGCCAACAAAGCGGAGGAGCGUUGCAAGAUGAUCGAGCAGCUGGGUGGUACCUGCUACGCUGGCCCAAAGACUGCCUAGAUCCUUGCGACAAUCCUUGCGACAGCGUGGUUCGCGUUGAGGGCUAGGAGCUUCAAGGUCAGACACUGUGUGAUCUUGAGCUCCGAGAAGAUGGUGGCGACGGUCUUGUCUGAGGGAGGCUGAGUGCGGUAGGGCCAGAGAUGAGAAUGUCUAUUGAUCAAUGAAUUCAGAGGGACUUCUUGCCUGGUUCCUAACACCAAAUAUUGGAAGAUAGCCACAAGAAGAGAAGGUAUAUAUCGAUGCCCAGCAGCCCAACCACAACUCCUUCCUGCGCUCUCUAGCAGCCACUCCC
Thermothielavioides terrestris NRRL 8126 is the source of this 1299-nucleotide messenger RNA. RefSeq lists its product as uncharacterized. The coding region runs from base 4 to 960 and encodes 318 amino acids. Gene Ontology annotation, molecular function: protein binding. The record is from RefSeq and is a predicted model, not a curated record. Lineage: Eukaryota; Fungi; Ascomycota; Sordariomycetes; Sordariales; Chaetomiaceae. The transcript has 2 exons.